This is a messenger RNA of Eurytemora carolleeae, 1708 nucleotides long. RefSeq names its product protein SHQ1 homolog. The transcript has 9 exons. The record is from RefSeq and is a predicted model, not a curated record. NCBI's taxonomy places the organism in Eukaryota, Metazoa, Arthropoda, Copepoda, Calanoida, Temoridae. Gene Ontology annotation, biological process: box H/ACA snoRNP assembly. Gene Ontology annotation, cellular component: nucleoplasm; cytoplasm. The coding region runs from base 182 to 1648 and encodes 488 amino acids.
AAAUUGCUGCUUUGAAAGGGGCAAUUAGAAAAUGGCUUUGUAGUUUUUAGCAUAUUGGAAAAAUAGUUAAACAGUAGGUCCAUUGACAAGCUAUUUGAAAACAAUUUUCAAGAUCUUUUAUAUAGAGACAUAAAAUAGCAGUGAUUACAGAAAUCGUGAAAAAAUUAAUAAUUUCAGAAAAAUGAUAACUCCGAGGUUUACUUUAACACAGGAUGAUACUUAUCUACAUAUUACUAUCUAUGCUCCCUUUACCAAUCUAGAGAACACGGAUAUAUUUAUGGAGGGAACGGACUUUAGAUUUUUCUCCAAACCGUAUUAUCUCAGAUUACAUUUACCCGGAGAAAUAGAGGAGUCGGAGUCGGCAGGGGGAGAGUAUCAGGCCGAUAUUGCCAGUUUUGUCCUCAGAUGCCCGAAGAAAAAUCCGGGAGAAAAUUUCGAGGGAUUGGAAAUGAUAACGAAACUUCUCACUCCGUCCGGAGACACGCAGGUUCGCGCUAAUAUCGAGGAGCUGGACGCGGAGAACGAGGAAGAUGCGGAGGAAGAGGAGAUAGAUUUCUUCUAUGAGCAGAGUAUGCCGGAGCAGGAGCAAACCAUGAAUAUCACGGAAUCCACGUCAGAGUUCGGAUACGGAUUCAAUUUUGCCAAAACUGGAGUUUUUAAAAACCUUCUGGAUGAGUUCGAACAGCUUCUAGACGUAAAAAAUCCUGAUUCUAAACCUUUAAGGGUAAGACGCGAAGAAAGAGAGAAAACGGAAACUGAAAGUUUUGAUGCAGAUCAUUAUCUUUGCGAUCUUUAUGAAACAGAGGAGAUCAAUUCUAUUCUCAGCUAUAAACCCACCUGGAGUAAACUGACCGGGACGGAUGAGAAGAUAGAUCCCCACGACAAAUCUUUAUCCUUCUCUCCGUCCGAGCAGGAGCAGAUGCUUGCACUUCCCUGGAGAAAUUACAAACUAACCGAGAAGGAGAAAGGUCCUGUAUUCUUCACCCUCCUGGAUAUUCUCUACGGGUUCGGGUUUGAUGAUCGGAUCAACCUGGGAGAUCCAGGUUCGGAGUCGGGUUGGUGCAUUGCUAAACUAUCUCCCACUCUUUCAUCCUGCACUAAAAAUUCUUCUCUCAAACAAACCUUAAUAUCUUGCAUUCGAAGGUCUCUUGUGUAUCCGCUCUACCGACACUGGGAUCUAUCCAUCUUAGUCUGGAAGGAUGUAAUUGAUAUUCUUAAAGUUGGAAAGGUUGCCGUUAUUAAAAGUUUGCUGAAGGUUUUGUCUAGUUUCUCCGAUACUGAGGGAUACUAUAUUCUCUCCCAACUUUACAUUCAGGAUUAUGUAACCUGGAUCCAGACUGUUCCGGACACUCACCUGGAGUCACUGACAUCUGCAGUAGAGAAAACUUUAUCAGGGUUGACUAAGGCUGAUCUAGAACUGGAGCUGGAUGAACUUGAAGAGGCUGCGGAGCUAACCCUUCAAGAGGAGAAGGAAGAGGAAGAGGAGAAGGAGGAAAAACAUCCUGAGCAAAACCUUGCGGAUAUCUUGCAGAAAAAACUAGUCAUUAAUCCGGUCGAUUCCGACGAUUCGUCAGAUUCCGACGAUUCUACAGACUCGGACGAUUCUUCAGAAUCUGAAUCUGAUACAGAGAGCACGGAUAAAUCCUGAGCUAAUGCAAACUCUCUGUGAUCUCAAGUACCUGAUUUUAUUUACACAUUUUUUCAGAAA